This is a messenger RNA of Empidonax traillii (willow flycatcher), 1641 nucleotides long. It is a transcript of the gene SEPTIN5, whose product is annotated as septin 5. The coding region runs from base 227 to 1372 and encodes 381 amino acids. The transcript is spliced from 11 exons. Lineage: Eukaryota; Metazoa; Chordata; Aves; Passeriformes; Tyrannidae. Gene Ontology annotation, molecular function: GTP binding; GTPase activity; molecular adaptor activity. Gene Ontology annotation, biological process: cytoskeleton-dependent cytokinesis; regulation of exocytosis. Gene Ontology annotation, cellular component: cell division site; septin ring; microtubule cytoskeleton. The record is from RefSeq and is a predicted model, not a curated record.
AUCCCGGGCAGCUGCCUGGGAGCCUUCCCUCGCCUCUCCUCUCCUCGCUUCUCCUGCUCGCCUCGCCUCGGCACCGGGCGAGCCGAGCCAGCCCCGCGUGUGUGUGCACGCGUGGGCGGGGGGGCUGCCGCAUGGAUUUGGCGGAGGCUGGCAGGGAACACAUGGGUUGGGGUUCCGUGGCUGGCCCGCGGUGGCUGUCCGUCCGUCCGUCCUGCCAGCCGCGCUCAUGGACGCGAUCAUCCUGCAGGAGCGCCUGGUGGAGCGGCUGCUGUCCCCCCGGCCGCAGGCACCGCGGAGCCAGCCGGGCCGGCUGAAGGACCAUGAGAAGCAGUACGUGGGCUUUGCCACUCUGCCGAACCAGGUGCACCGCAAAUCCGUGAAGAAGGGCUUCGACUUCACCCUGAUGGUCGCAGGAGAGUCGGGUCUGGGCAAAUCCACGCUGGUGAAUAGCCUGUUCCUGACAGACCUCUACAAAGACAGAAAGCUCCUCAAUGCAGAGGAGAGAAUCAAUCAAACAGUGGAAAUCGUCAAGCACACGGUGGACAUUGAGGAGAAGGGUGUAAAGCUGAAGCUGACCAUAGUGGAUACCCCAGGCUUUGGAGAUGCUGUUAACAACACUGAGUGCUGGAAGCCCAUCACUGACUACAUUGACCAGCAGUUUGAGCAGUAUUUCCGUGACGAGAGUGGCCUGAACCGGAAGAACAUCCAGGACAACCGAGUGCAUUGCUGCCUCUACUUCAUCUCCCCCUUCGGGCACGGGCUGAGGCCAGUGGAUGUUGAGUUCAUGAAGGCUUUGCAUGAGAAGGUCAACAUCGUGCCCCUGAUUGCCAAAGCUGACUGCCUGAUCCCCUCCGAGAUCCGGAAGCUGAAGGAGAGGAUCCGGGAGGAGAUCGACAAAUUUGGCAUUAAAGUGUACCAGUUUCCCGAGUGUGACUCCGAUGAAGAUGAAGAGUUCAAGCAACAAGACAGAGAGCUGAAGGAGAGCGCUCCCUUCGCCGUCAUCGGCAGUAACACCGUGGUGGAGGCCAAGGGCCAGCGAGUCCGAGGACGGCUCUACCCCUGGGGCAUUGUGGAAGUGGAAAACCAGGCGCACUGCGACUUCGUGAAGCUGCGGAACAUGCUGAUCCGCACGCACAUGCACGACCUGAAGGACGUCACCUGCGACGUCCACUACGAGAACUAUCGGGCUCAGUGCAUCCAGCAGAUGACCAGCAAGCUGACCCAGGACAACAGGAUAGAGAGCCCCAUUCCCAUCCUGCCCCUGCCAACACCAGACACUGAGACAGAGAAGCUGAUCAAGAUGAAGGAUGAGGAGUUACGGCGGAUGCAAGAGAUGCUGCAGAAGAUGCAGCAGCAGAUGCAGGAUCAGUGAGAGGCAGGUACCCAGAGGGCAGAGGGAAUCCCCCAGUGACCACCUGAGACCUGGCAAGAGCUGUGAACGUUUAGAAAAGGUUUCCUGUUGUACAGAGACUCGUGGGCAAGAGCUGCACCCGCACCCUCUAAUUUAUUAGCAGCAUUGUUGGCUUUUUGGCCAGCUGGAUUGUGGAGGAGGCUGUUCACUUAACAGUUUACUGAAAUGUAUUUCUUUCUUUUUUAAUAUGCUUUUGUUUCUUUUUUUUUUUUUUUUUUUUUUUUUUUUUU